Zingiber officinale is the source of this 522-nucleotide messenger RNA. RefSeq names its product protein FLOWERING LOCUS T-like. The coding region runs from base 1 to 522 and encodes 173 amino acids. The transcript has 4 exons. The record is from RefSeq and is a predicted model, not a curated record. NCBI's taxonomy places the organism in Eukaryota, Viridiplantae, Streptophyta, Magnoliopsida, Zingiberales, Zingiberaceae.
AUGUCGAGAGAUCCACUUGUAGUUGGCAACAUUGUCGGUGAUGUAUUGGACCCGUUUGUUCAGUCUGCUUCGCUCAGAGUGCUCUACAACGGCAAAGAGCUGACAAGUGGGUCGGAGCUCAAGCCAUCGGUGGUGGCUAACCAACCGAGGGUUGAGAUCAAGGGACAUGACUCUAGGGCUUAUUACACUCUUGUGAUGGUGGAUCCUGAUUCACCAAGCCCCAGCAAUCCAACCAAGAGGGAGUACCUCCAUUGGUUGGUGACUGAUGUCCCAGAAAAAUCAAAUGCAACUAAUGGAAAUGAGAUUGUAGCCUAUGAGAGUCCCCGGCCAAUCGCGGGAAUCCAUCGGUUUGUCCUCGUGCUAUUUCGGCAAUCCAUCCGGCAGACUAUCGAUGCGCCGGGAUGGAGGCAAAACUUCAACACCAGAGAUUUCACAGCAGUCUACAACCUCGGCAAUCCAGUGACUGCAGUGUUCUUCAACUGCCAAAGGGAGAAUGGAUGUGGUGGAAGAAGGCAUGAAUAG